AUGCCCAAUUACGGAACUGUGCAGAGAGCUGUGUAUGGGGUAGUCAAGGGCGCCGGGAAACUGGAAGGAUUCGAGCCAGCUGAAUCCGAGUUAAAAGCAUUACCCGCCUCAACCACCAACUUUGAUUCUGGCUUACAAACGAUAAUUACCUGCCAACCUUCAGUGCCAAUCAACGCCACACCUCCACAAUUUCCUGACGGAUGGUCGCAAUGCCUUAUCACCCCUACUAUCAAACGCAAGAUCCUAAGUACACCCGGAUACCCCAAACCUCUCAAUCGGCCUACUGAAAAUCGCCACCGCAUCGCUCGGUCACCUCCGAGUGGAGGCUUGGGAGUGUUCGCAACUGUUGAUACGAAAGCCGGAGUUCUGAUUUUUAGUGAGCGAGCUAUCAUGAUCUUGUCCCCAGUGAUACGUUAUCCGCCAAAUCUUCCGUCCCACUUCACGACUACCCAAAGGUACCAAGCAGCUUUGUGUCAAAAGGAGAAGGAUAUCGAGGCUGUCUUUGGGAGGCUGCAUGAACAGCACAAGGAGGUUUUCAUGGCGUUAUGGAACAGUCAUAAAGAGGAUGGAAGUGGACCGCUCUUGGGUAUUGUUAGGACGAAUUCCAUUGAGGUUGAUUACUACGAUGAUGAUGAUGACAUGCAGUUCCCAUACACGGGGAUUUGGAAUGAAGCGUCAAGGUUCAAUCAUAGGAAAGUAUACUCCCAGAUUCUAAACCCAUCUUCCUGUCGCUGA
Molecule: messenger RNA, 735 nt
Organism: Marasmius oreades (fairy-ring Marasmius)
Lineage: Eukaryota; Fungi; Basidiomycota; Agaricomycetes; Agaricales; Marasmiaceae
Exons: 4
Coding region: 1-735 (244 amino acids)
Source: RefSeq, a predicted model, not a curated record